This is a messenger RNA of Hippoglossus stenolepis (Pacific halibut), 5675 nucleotides long. It is a transcript of the gene clcc1, whose product is annotated as chloride channel CLIC-like 1. Gene Ontology annotation, cellular component: endoplasmic reticulum; membrane. Bases 124 to 3579 code for a protein of 1151 amino acids. The record is from RefSeq and is a predicted model, not a curated record. Lineage: Eukaryota; Metazoa; Chordata; Actinopteri; Pleuronectiformes; Pleuronectidae. The transcript is spliced from 20 exons. Gene Ontology annotation, molecular function: chloride channel activity.
GAACAGUUGUUGUGAACAGCAGGUUGACAUUUACUUUAGAUGAACGUGUGUUUGUGAAGCUCAGUGUGAGUCUGUGUGAGUUUAAUUUCAUCUUUCACUCGGAAUCUUCACGCGGGAGUCAGGAUGGUGCUCGCUCUGCUGGUGUGUAGCCUGGUUCUGGUCUCUGCCGUGGGGCAGCAGGCGGACGAUGACUGGGUUGACCCGUAUGAUAUGCUCCACUACGACUCAACCUCCAAGACCAUGAGGAAGCCCAGUGAGAUUGAAGAACAAAAGAAGAAGAUCUCACUCCUCUCAGGUCAGCCAACAUGCAACCCAGUGUUCAAGAGAUUCCUCAGCAGGCUCCUGAGGGAAAUGCAAAGAGUCGGUUUGCCCACUGACUCCUCAGACGCUAUCUAUGAUGCCAAAGUUGGAGUUUCUAAACAAGCCAUCGCAGAGAUUCAGACACUUCUGGAUGGUGAAGGAAGCUUUACAACUGGUCCUCUUGACACUGCCGUCAGUCAGAUACUAGUGAAUCUUAAACCACAUGACUAUGAGGCCUGGAAGUGGCGUUUCGAGGACAGUUUUGGCGUGGAGCUGGACACACUAUUAAAGAUGGGACUGUGUGUUCUGGUCAUGAUGGCCAUCAUCUGCACGCAGCUGUGGUCGACCGUGUCCUGGUUCAUGCAGUUCACUCGACUCCUUGCGGUCUGCUUCUUUGUCAGUCUUCCCUGGAACUGGUUUUACCUGUAUAAGAUCGCCUUUGCUGAGCACCAAAACAACCUGUUGAAGAUGGACAGUGUAAAUGAAAAAUGCUCCGGCAUGAAGAAAAUUGGUUGGAUCGACAGUAUAAAAGAGUGGUACAGAAGCACCUGGACUCUUCAGGAUGACCCCUGUCAGAAAUACUAUGAACACCUCAUUGUCGACCCCAUUCUGCUGGUACCUCCAAUUAAGGCGAUCAUCGUUACCAUCACAUCUUUCUUUACAGAGCCAAUGAAGCACAUUGGCCAGGGGAUCAGUGAGUUUCUUCGGGCCCUCCUCAAAGAUCUACCAGUUACCCUGCAGAUCCCUGUUCUCGUCACACUUGUUGUCAUCAUUGUGGUAUUCGUGUAUGUCAGUGUGCCGGCAGCCUUCCUGCAUGGCAUCAUGGCACCUCUACGCCAACAGGGUCCAACUCCUCCUGGGCUCCAACAACCGCAACAGCAGCCUCAGGCAAGGAUCGCGGACCCUGACCACUUAGCAGGCAGGGAUACACAACAGCAAGGUCCAAGGCAGCAAGCGGACGAUGGCAGGGCACGCAGGAAUCCGGUUCAUCAGCGGCAUCCCAACAGAUCCAGGGAGAAGAAGGGCCGGGUGGUUGUGGAGACACUGCAAUCAGCUGCCAGCAGUGAGGAUGAGACAGACACUGAGCAACAGGAGGAAAGACCUGAGGCAGAGCAGAAUCCGACCGAGGAGUCAGAUGCAGAAAACCAAGUGGAGAACAAAGAGGAGCCUGAAGAAGCAGGUGCCAACAGUGUUGCUGCUCACACAGCCCAAGCAAAAACCAAAACCACGCCCAAGGCCAAACCAAUGAGAGUGAGUGAGAAUCGUUCCCAGGACCAACACAGUGGAGACGAUGCGGCACCCAGAUCUCAGCCGGCAGGAAACUGCCUUCACAUACUGAUAUCAAGGGGAGUUCUUCCAAAAAAAAAAAAAACUCUAAAUAUCACACUUGAGACAUAUGAUAGAACAGUUGUUGUGAACAGCAGGUUGACAUUUACUUUAGAUGAACGUGUGUUUGUGAAGCUCAGUGUGAGUCUGUGUGAGUUUAAUUUCAUCUUCACUCGGAAUCUUCACGCGGAUGUAGCGGGAGUCAGGAUGGUGCUCGCUCUGCUGGUGUGUAGCCUGGUUCUGGUCUCUGCCGUGGGGCAGCAGGCGGACGAUGACUGGGUCGACCCGUAUGAUAUGCUCCACUACGACUCAACCUCCAAGACCAUGAGGAAGCCCACUGAGCCAGCUCACUAUGAUAACGUGGCAACCAAGAGAAGAGAGUACACAGAGGACCCCAGCCAGGCCGAGCUGGUGACGUGCAGAAGUCAAGUAGCGGAUCUACAGAAGAAGAUUGAAGAACAAAAGAAGAAGAUCUCACUCCUCUCAGAUCAGCCAACAUGCAACCCAGUGUUCAAGAGAUUCCUCAGCAGGCUCCUGAAGGAAAUGCAAAGAGUCGGUUUGCCCACUGACUCCUCAGACGCUUUCUAUGAUGCCAAAGUUGGAGUUUCUAAACAAACCAUCGCAGAGAUUCAGACACUUCUGGAUGGUGAAGAAAAUGUUAGAACUGGUGCUCUUGACACUGCCGUCGGUCGGAUACUAGUGAAUCUUAAAUCACAUGACUAUGAGGCCUGGAAGUGGCGUUUCGAGGACAGUUUUGGCGUGGAGCUGGACACACUAUUAAAGAUGGGACUGUGUGUUCUGGUCAUGAUGGCCAUCAUCUGCACUCAGCUGUGGUCGAGAGUGUCCUGGUUCGUGCAGUUCACUCGACUCUUUGCUGUCUGCUUCUUUGUCAGUAUUGUCUGGAACUGGUUUUACCUGUAUAAGAUCGCCUUUGCUGAGCGCCAAAACAACCUGGCGAAGAUGGACAGUGUAAAUGAAAAAUGCACCGGCAUGAAGAAAAUUUACUGGAGCGACAGUCUAAAAGAGUGGUACAGAAGCACCUGGACUCUUCAGGACGACCCCUGUAAGAGUUACUAUGAACACCUCAUUGUCGACCCCAUUCUGCUGGUACCUCCAACCAAGGCGAUCUCCGUUACCAUCGCAACUUUCAUCACAGAGCCAAUGAAGCACAUUGGCCAGGGGAUCAGUGAGUUUCUUCGGGCCCUCCUCAAAGAUCUACCAGUUACCCUGCAGAUCCCUGUUCUCGUCACAAUUGUUCUCGUCAUGGUGGUAUUCGUGUAUGUCAGUGUGCAGGCAGCCUUCCUGCAUGGCAUCAUGGCACCUCUACGCCGACGGGGUCCACCUCCUCCUGGGCUCCAACCACCGCAACAGCAGCCUCAGGCUCAAAUCCAGGGGGUCGCGGACCUUGACCACUUAGCAGGCAGGGAUACACAACAGCAAGGUCCAAGGCAGCAAGCGGACGAUGGCAGGGCACACAGGAAUGCAGUUCAUCAGCGGCAUCCCAACAGACCCAGGGAGAAGAAGGCCCGGGUGGUUGUGCAGACACUGCAAUCAGCUGCCCGCAGUGAGGAUGAGACAGACACUGAGCAACAGGAGGAAAGACCUGAGGCAGAGCAGAAUCUGACCGAGGAGUCAGAUGCAGAAAACCAAGUGGAGAACAAAGAGGAGCCUGAAGAAGCAGGUGCCAACAGUGUUGCUGCUCACACAGCCCAAGCAAAAACCAAAACCACGCCCAAGGCCAAACCAAUGAGAGUGAGUGAGAAUCGUUCCCAGGACCAACACAGUGGAGACGAUGCGGCACCCAGAUCUCAGCCGGCAGGAAAUCCGCCUUCACAUACUGAUGUCAAGGACCUGGAGGCCUCCGCAGGACACAGGACCUCCUCUGUCUCUGAGACACACGUUGAAACUCUGGGAGUUCCAGUUCAGGAGUCGUGCCCAGUGCCUGAGGAGUAGACUGUAUCUGUAUCAUCUGUGUUUAGUGACAGACAGUAGUGAGAUGUGCAGCAGCAACAUUUUUAAGACCAGCCAAUGUGGAACCACACCAGUAGUUACCAACUAACUUUAUCUUGCUGAUGCACAGUCAACCAAAUGGGCCUUUCCUUGAGAUGGAGCACCAACACAGUUUUGGUGAAUCUUCUCAUUAUUUCAUGAUGAUUUUGACAAAGUGUUCCUCGGUCAGAGAGAGCGGCCAGAUUAGUGUGUGUCUUAUCUGUCUCACUGCUAGUUUUCUCUAGUUUGAAUUUAAAGAUAACAAAGGGUCACAUAAAACCUGGCGGUGCAAUCAACGACUCAUGAGUUUGAUCUGAGAUAUUUUUGUUGUCAUUCAUUAUUUUGCUGAAUUAAUUUUUGCUGAGCAGCAGUGAUACCUAUUUUAGUUUUCUGUGAGAAACUGCUUGUGCAAAGCUUAGACUGUAUAUAAAGAUGGAUGACAUGAUGUCCUUCCACUGAAGAAAAAUGAAGCUAAAAUAUCCUGGAUGCAGCCACCGCCAUUUUGCUCUUUCGGUGUGAUUUGGAGUUCGUCUGUGUUUUCCAGGUCCCACAGAUACACACUCGACCAAAUCCUGAGUCAGUCUCAGUUGUCAAUCAUGAUGUUUCCUCCUCUUUGUAUAGCUUCCAUCUUUAUACACAGUCAAAGUGUGAGAGGAUUGCUGAUAGUACCGUUGGGUGCAAUGGAAAAUGUAAUUUGUGAAUUUCAUGAAUUCAGAAGUCAAUCACUGAUUGCAGUUGAGACAUGUUAAUAUAAAAGAAUGAUCCUUCUCACAAAUUGAAAAAUAAAUAAGCUGCGAUGUUUAAAUCUGCAUUAAUCAGGUUCUGCAGCUUUACAGGUUUACUCUCAUGACUCAUCGUCAUCUCUUAACACCUCGGUUUUAAACCCUCUGUUCCCUGCCGGUCUAGCAUCCAACAGUAGUUUCAUAAGUGACCAGCGGGUGAACUUAGUGGAGCAUUAUUUGCUGUAGAUUCCACAUAAAACUUUAUGAGGUCAUCAUUUGUCCAUGUUAUAUGUAAAUGGUCACAGGUCCACUUUGUAUGUAUACCUGACAAAAUGUGUUUGUACGGAUCUAACUAUAAAUGGAUGAAUCUCCUCGACAGCCUCUCAUCAGUUGACUUAAGUCUCAGCGGAUGUGUUGCUGAGGACGAGAGUUUUCCAGGGUUGUGUCACGCUCCAGCUGGACAGGCACUUGCUAUUUUUAUUUUCCAAUUUACUUCCAAUCCUUUAUUGAAGUGUAUUAGUAACAAAACACCUCUUGUCUGAUAUCAAGUAUUUCAUGAUCACAUCAUUAGAAAUAUGGUUUUGUACGCACACUGUAAAACCUCAAAUCUUUAACUUCAUAUAUGUGUAUGUGUUAUUAUAGGUGGCGCAGUGGGGCAGUGGGUAGCACUGUCCCCUCACUGACCCACGGUUGUGGGUUAGAACUUCUCAGUGGAUUUGGCAUGUUCUUUUUGUUGCAUGUUCUGAAUUUGUUUUAAUAAUGUAUCAUGCAUAGUGUGACGAGUGGGAAACCUACAACUCGGUGAAAACAGGGAAGAAACAGCACAGAUUAGAAGGGAGCUUUGUUUUUUUAGUUUUCUUAUGUUGGAAAUGUUUGAGUUCUAUCUGGCAGUGCCAUUACAAUACAGAACAUAUCAGUGGUGUUUCUGUUAGUGAUCAGGUUGAAGUCGGUUUACAGCAACUUGUGUGCAACACGUGUUCUUUCAGUCUUCAUGUCCUCUCACAAGAAACACAAAAAAAAUGUAAGUCUAUAAAAUCCAUGUAGCAGCUGCAAGUGACAGUUCAUUUAAAUCAGAACAUACAUAUAUCAAAUUAUUCAUUUGGAACAUAUGAAAUAAAGGAAAACAUCUUGAAUGCAGAAGAACAUCUGGCCAACAGUGCUUCACAACCAACACUCAGGUCAUUAAGGCACAGAGACAGUUGGACUCUUUUAUUGUGUCACUAUUUAGAAGAAGCUGAACACUAAAGAAUUUACAUUUUUCUUGUUGAUUUUGCCAUAUUUGUCGCCGAUUUUAAAAUGAAAACUAUUUUGCAAUAUAAAAUAAUUAUGAAAAACAAA